Gamsiella multidivaricata is the source of this 1169-nucleotide messenger RNA. RefSeq lists its product as uncharacterized. The coding region runs from base 92 to 694 and encodes 200 amino acids. The transcript has 4 exons. Gene Ontology annotation, molecular function: protein binding. The record is from RefSeq and is a predicted model, not a curated record. NCBI's taxonomy places the organism in Eukaryota, Fungi, Mortierellomycota, Mortierellomycetes, Mortierellales, Mortierellaceae.
ACUCCGUUUCUCUUCUUCUUGCACUCAAUCUCAUCAUCUUUCCUUAACAUAGACUUGGCCCAUUUCUACUAAACCACACAGACAUCCCUUUAUGCCGGAGCUAGCAAACCAUGAUCCACAACAGUGCUCAUUCUUCUUUGACCUGCCCACAGAGAUACAACUGCUGGUCAUGAGCAAGUUGGAUGUAUUACAGCUCCGCAAUGCCAAAUUGGUCAACAAACGGUUCCACAACCUCGCGAACGUCGAUCAAUUGUGGAGAAGAUUGACUGUCGACACCGAGAUCGACGAUCACGCCAUGAAAGAAGCGCUCCAGAUCUGUGGCAGCCUAUGGACCUGGCAACAGCUGUUCCGGACAGUAACAUUAAUCGAGCGCGAGAACAGGAAAGCUAUGCAGGGUAGUAUAACUCAAAUGGCGCAAAAGAUCCAACAAGUCCGUGAAGCGCUUGACCGACAGACUCGUGUCUUGGAGGAAACUCAUGGCAGGCUGGAAAUGCUUUCCAGUCGGCUCAACCAGAUGGAGCAGCACAGCAGGGCAAGAGAAGUCGAGAGAAUCCGAACAAGGCGGAGAGAGACUCAGCAGGUGGAGGACAAGUGGUGGGUGCGUGAGUGGGAUAGAAUACAUAUGGAGGAGAAGGAGCAUGACAUUGGCCUCGAGCAGAAUUUGGAGCAGGAACUAGGGGGAGGGCAACAGUAAUAGCAAUGGUGGUUGUACUAUAAGCACUCCACGUGGCGGAGGUGUUAAAAGGAACGGGUCGGGAAAGAGUCGAAGAUGAGCUUAGCAGUCGGCUGCAGGAUGUUGCUUCGGUUGACAGGGGUGCCGGGAAUAAUUGCUGCAUAGAACGAAUGGGUGGGAACCUCGAGGAGUGGAUCUGCAAAGGGCUCUGAACUAUUGUACUGCGUACGACUGUAUUGCAUCUCUGCGGCUGUGCCGGUAUAGGAGCGGCAGACGCAUCGGUAGAGACAUCGGGUUGGAGAGAGAGGUCGGUCUUGCUGCCUGGAUGGCCCGGCCUGAAGUAUGCCGAGAUGAUGGGAAGAAGGGGAUGAUGACGACCGUGCUGAGGACGCGGCAGGAGGGCGCCCGAUCGGCCAGAAAUGCAUUAUCGUCCGAACCGAGCGAGUGCGCAGAAACCAACCAUAGCAACAAAACGAUCAAAUAAAAAGUCUUCCCC